Molecule: messenger RNA, 1017 nt
Organism: Closterium sp. NIES-65
Lineage: Eukaryota; Viridiplantae; Streptophyta; Zygnematophyceae; Desmidiales; Closteriaceae
Source: the annotation of a GenBank genome assembly
AUGAACGGGGAGUCUACACAGGGAGGCGGAGAUGGGAAUGAAGAAGGACGAGCUCUGCCAGGUGCUAGUUUUAAUCGACUUCCAACACUUGCAACAAGAGCCACCUUUAUGCUGGGUAGUGCUCUACAGCACCCUGUUAAGACCAAUGGCGGAGAUGCAGGGUGUGAGGAACAAGAUUCCUACUGGCCUAGCAGUCCUCCAGCAGAGUGGCAGGUCGGUGGGCAGAUGCGUGAUGAAACACACGAUGACGAUGAGUAUAGGCCUACUGCAGCGGAGGUCGAGGCAGCGGCGGCAGAGGACUCUGCAGCGGGGGCUGGAGGGGACGCGGAUGUGGAGGAGGAGGUGCAAGAGCGGGAGGAGGAGGGUGCUGGCCGCAAUGCCAGGGGGCAUGGAGGGGAUAAUGGACGGGGAGGAGGGGGUCGAGGGGGUCGUGGGGGGGGACGGGUUGGUCGCGGGCAGGGUCGGUCUUCUCCGCGUGCGCAGCCCGUAGGCAAUGCAGGGGGGCGCAGUGGGGGGCAUACUAGCGGCCCCCCAGGAGAUGGACGAGGUUGUGGAAGGGUUGGGAGAGUUGCGCAUACUACUGCAAGGGCUGGGCGCGGUGGCAGAGGUGGUGAGAGAGCGGCCGAGGCUGCGCCCGAUCCAGGGCCAGGGAAUGCACCCACUCAACGGUCCGAUGGUGUUGGGUCUACGCCGUUGCGUGCUGGUGGCAUCAGUCGGGGUGGUGGGACAGCGGGGAGUCGUGGGCGGGUGUCAAAGCGUCAACGAAAGGAGGAUUUGCCUAAGGAUCCGGUGGUUGAGGGUUUGGCAGAGAAGCACUACCCUGGUUUACUAGUGGGAAUGUUUGCGAAGCCAAAGAAUCUAGAGUUUCCUUGGGGCGGCUAUGGUGUGUCGGGCGAUGGGCCACCAGUGCCCAACCCGCACGGUGGUGCAUGGGAGCACGCGGCUGCCUGGCCAAACAUCCCAGCUGCUGUAGCCGCGACCAGUGGCGCAGGGGGGGGGGGCGAGUGGGAGUCGUAG